Dracunculus medinensis (Guinea worm) is the source of this 1509-nucleotide messenger RNA. Lineage: Eukaryota; Metazoa; Nematoda; Chromadorea; Rhabditida; Dracunculidae. The record is from the annotation of a GenBank genome assembly.
AUGUAUGUAAAUGUCAUGAUUCAAGGUCAAUUUCGUUCCCGCAAAUUACCUGUUUACACCUAUGAACAUGCUUUUAACUCACCUUUUGAUCCAGAGAGAAAUAGCGCAUUUCGAGGUUCUGGAAGUGAUUUACAACGAAAUUCGCAUAUCGAACAGUUUGCUUGCUUUAAUGGGCCAUCAGCCUGGAGUAUUAUACCAGAUGAAACUAAACAAGACUUAUUAAUGCCAUCUUUAUCUGAUCGUUCUGCAGCAAUUUCGGCAAUGACUGAUGCUGCAGCUACUGCUGCUGCUGUUGCAUCUUGUGAUGCUCGAAUGAUAGGCGCACCGGCUUAUUAUAAUACAGGAUAUUCAGCUGCAAAUUAUGGUAUGUAUGCAGCUGGAACUUCAAAUUACUACCCAGUUCCGUCAACUUUACGAGCGACUGCAACUCAUUUCCCUUUUGCAGCUCCUCCACAUCCUUAUUAUGGAAAUGGUUAUUCAACUGCUGGAUUCGAGUAUGCGCCAUACCCGACAAGUAUACAGUGUUACGGUAGUCGAAAUACGUAUUACGCUCAUCCGAUCAAUUCCGUCACUUCAUCAUCAUCUUUAUAUACUAUGAGCUCCUUAUCAGCUGAAGCCAUGACUUCCAUAAAAGGUAUGAGAAAGAAAAAAACAGUCGGAGCAAGUUUUAGCCCUGAUGAUCAUUACACUCGUGUUUUUAUUUGGGAAAUGGAAGAUGUUUGUGUACUUUCGAACUUUUUUCUUCGUUCCGGUGAUCCUUUGAGGAGCCAUAGACUGGCGAAUUCUGUUAAUGCUAGUGUAAAUUCAUUUAUUGCACUAGCAUUUGGUAUUGAAAACACUGAUGACUGUGACCAAAUGAAUAUCGAAGAUACAACCAUAGAUGAACCCAUAAAUGAUAUGCCGUUCAUUCAAAACUCAUCAGAGACAUCAGUAAUAAACCAAGCAAGUACAUCGACUCAUUUAGCUCAAAGUGUUGCUCGUGGUGGCGUUGACUGGAUGAGAAGAUUAGCUGUCAAAUAUCAGCAUAUUAAAGAUAUAUAUACUUUAUAUAGAAAUAAUUAUACAGGAUUAAUAGAAAGAAAUGGUAUAACAAGUGAACGAGCUGAAUUACUUGCUUUUAAAAAUACGAUUGAUCCGUUAACUCAAGGAUGGACAGAUAGUAUUGGACGUUGCUUAAAACUUAUUGUUGAAAGGUCAUCUCGAAAUCAAUAUGCUAAUAUAUUGAUAACAAGUGAAAGUAUUGUGCCAACACUAGCAAAACUUUUAAUAAGCGAACAGAGCUCGAUGAUUCCAGCGGAAAAUGUUUACAGUACUUUACGAAUGUCAAAGGAAUCAGUAAUUGAUCGAAUCUUGAGUAGAUUUGGAAAGAAAUGCUCAUUUGUGAUUAUUUCAACACAUUUAGAUACUCAUGAAAUUGCUAAAAAAGAAAAUAUUCCUCUAUGGAAGAUCAAAAGCGUACGAGAUCUUGAAUUGUUUCAUAUUGCUCUCACUCAUCAUCUACUCAGUUAA